Molecule: messenger RNA, 2413 nt
Organism: Stylophora pistillata
Lineage: Eukaryota; Metazoa; Cnidaria; Anthozoa; Scleractinia; Pocilloporidae
Product: kelch-like protein diablo
Molecular function (GO): protein binding
Source: RefSeq, a predicted model, not a curated record
AUUUUGAAACUAAACCGAGGUCAGCUGGGGCGAGGUAAACUUACACGUGCCAACCCUUGAGUUCUAAAUAUGGAGGCAUCGGGUUCGUCCAAAAGAAAACAAAGUAAAUUAUCAAUUAACAGCAGUAUGCACGAUUAUCAAAAGAUCGGCAAAGGACAUGUACAUGCCUUGCAGUGUCUAAACAAAAUGGAAGAGUUAAGAGCGAGCGAAAUCCUUUGUGAUGUUGUUUUGGAGAGCAGCGACGGAAGACUUUUUAAAGUGCACAAACUUGUUUUGGCUUCGUGUAGCUCCUACUUCCAAGCCAUGUUCACGAAUGAGAUGAAGGAAUCCAGGGAGAACAAGAUUAAGAUGGCCUUGGAGUCGAAUCUUUUGAAAGUUCUGGUAGAAUAUGCUUACACUUGCAAAAUGGACCUCAAAUCUCUGGCUGAUGUCAAAGCUGUCUUGGUUGCCGCGAAUAUGUUGUUGUUUUCCGCACUGGAAACUGUUUGUGUGGAUAUUAUUAGCAAAAAAAUCAGCAAGAGCAACUGUGUCGAUAUACUAACAUUUGCAGAGGCAAUAUCAAGUGAGGAAUUAUUAAGAAAUGCGUUUGAAUACAUGGAGAAGAAUAUAAUGGAAAUUAGUUCCCACAAAGGUUUCCUCUCCUUGCCUGUACAUCUUAUGAUGAAACUUGAAUCCUCUGAAAAUCUGAACAUUUGCAGUGGUGAAGAGGGAGUUCUUAAACUUGUUUUGACAUGGAUAAAUCAUGAUCCGAAUAACCGAUUUGAACAUGUUCCUGAAGUGAUGAAUAAUCUGCGACUUCCUCUUAUUCCAAGAAACCAGCUGAUGCAAUGUCUCGGGUGUGAAUUUGAAGAACUCCAGAAACAUGGUUGUCAAGCUCUCAUAGAAGAAAUUAAUAAUUACCAGCUGCAUCCAGAGAAGAGGUGUUUUAUUCAAACUCCCCGAACACGCCCCAGGCACAAUACUCCUAACAAACUGUGCAUAGCAGGUGGCCUGUCAGGAUUUGACAGUCCUGAUAGAUAUUUGAAUAGGAUAGACUACUUCUACUUGGAGAAUGAAGAGAAAUGGGGAGAAAUGCAGUCAAUGUCUGUUGCCCGAGAAUCAGCAGCUGUUGUCAAACUCAAUGGCCUCAUCUAUGUGAUUGGUGGGGUUAGUUUCACAGCUAACCUUAACUCUGUUGACUGCUACAACCCACAACUGGACUCUUGGAGGGAACUGCCAUCACUUAAAUUUUGCAAGGGGCAAGUGGCUGGUACUGUAUUCAAUGGAUGUAUUUAUGUGAUAGGGGGAACAGAUGACUACCUCAGGGAAGGUCUGAAAACUGUAGAGAGGUACAACCCAAUUACCAAUGAAUGGGAGGUGAUAACGCCCAUGCACACUGGCAGAGGAGCUCUAGGUGUUGCUACGCUAGAAGGUAAAAUAUACGCUUGUGGCGGGGCAAAUUUCAAUUUUGCGUUCUCGUCAGUUGAAGCCUACGACGUGCAGAAAAAUCGAUGGCUUCCUGCUCCGCCCAUGAAAAGAGCACGAGCGUUUCAUGACGUAGUCGUUGCGCAUGAUUGUCUGUACGCACUUGGAGGCGUUGAAAUGCAGAAUGGUCAAAUAGCACACGUUCAAGGCUCAGUAGAGAAAUUUUGCCCGCGCGCAAAUCACUGGACUAUUCUAAAAUCUCUGAAUCUGCCUGCCUGGGGAAUCAGCGCGGCAGUUAACGAGAGACCACGUGAUCAGGACGUGGAUGUUUACAUCGUUGGACAGUUUGUAGAGGGAUCAGAUUACGGUGCGAUAGCCAGACUCUGCCUUGGUGAAGACGAUACGCAUAUGCUCGUGCGCGUUCCGUAUGUCGACGAACCGUCACCUAGGAUUCAGGCAGGAGUUGUGAUAUUGCCUUGAGGGUAUUUUGAUAUGUAGAAUAUCAGAACAGUUUGUAUAAAACUAGGGUGGAGUCUAACCUUAUCGCUCACUUUACAAAACGUUCGCAUUUCCUGAUUGCCAAAGUAAAGGGUCCUCACCUUGGGUUGUCACCUUAAGUGGUGUUGAGGCCUGAGUGUCUCAAUGACCUUAAGAGCUGUACCGGCUGGGACUCUAGUCCCGGCAGGUCCAACCAUGCCGGAUUGGUCGAGGGGUGGAGGCCGGACAAAGAACAGCCCCUGGUCCUCCAGGUUGGGGGUUGAGCGGUGGGCCAAUCACCCACCCCCUUAAAACAAAGCAGAUUACAGAAACCUCAAAUACUCGAAGACAAUCUUCUCUUGGGGCCAAUGUGAUAACUUGCUUAGAUAGGCAAAGCAUGACGCCCUUGGGACAAAGCCAUGGAAGAACUGGAUUGAGGUACAAAUCGCAGCGGCUGACAGAGCUGGUUGGCGGGAUUGUGUUGAGGCCUUAUGAGUUACAUGGCAUGAAGAAGAUAGCUGAAGGUGAAAGU